Messenger RNA from Penicillium brevicompactum, 1644 nucleotides. Its product is annotated as putative MFS sugar transporter. Gene Ontology annotation, molecular function: carbohydrate:proton symporter activity. Bases 1 to 1644 code for a protein of 547 amino acids. Gene Ontology annotation, biological process: carbohydrate transport; transmembrane transport. The transcript is spliced from 7 exons. Gene Ontology annotation, cellular component: membrane. The record is from RefSeq and is a predicted model, not a curated record. Lineage: Eukaryota; Fungi; Ascomycota; Eurotiomycetes; Eurotiales; Aspergillaceae.
AUGGGUUACACCACAUUUUGGAAGCGGCUUUCGCCACGUCAGCUCAAUGUCGCCAUUCAGAUUUUUUCGCUGGUCUCGAUCUUCUUCGAGGGAUAUGAUCAGGGUGUGAUGGGAGGUGUCAACAGUGCCCCAACCUAUGUCACCGAGGUCGGCAUUGGUAAGGCUGAUGGCACAGUGACAGACACCACUCACCAGGGAGGAAUUGUCAGCAUUUACUACCUGGGUGCGAUCUUCGGUUGCUUUGCCGGCGGAUGGCUUGCAGAUCGCGUUGGGCGGAUCAACGGUUUGCUGGCAGGAUCACUGUUCGCGCUGGUCGGAGGCGCGCUGCAGGCGGCAGCUCAAAAUUCGAAUUUCAUGCUGUGUGCUCGUGUGCUCACUGGUAUUGGAACCGGCGCUUUGACUGGAAUUACCCCAGUACUGGUCUCGGAGACAUCCUCGGCGAAACACCGGGGCGGGUUUUUGGGUUAUGUCUUCAUUGCAAAUUAUCUAGGAAUCUCCGUCGCGUAUUGGAUCUCCUUCGGCCUCGCUUUCGUGAAUAAUGGAUACUCGGACGUGCGAUGGCGGUUUUUGUUGGCGUUCCAGUGCUUCCCUGCCCUCAUUUUGGUGGCUUUCAUUAAGAUGUUACCGGACAGCCCCCGCUAUUUGGCGUCGGUGGGGCGCAAUGAGGAGGCGCGCGAUCUCUUGAACCGGAUUCGCAAAGACCGAGCUUCUCAGGAUGAGAUCGACCGGGAAUAUUUGGAGAUUGUCACCACUGCAAAGGGUAGCAAGCCUAGCUCGCCUAUGGAGUUUGUGAAGAUCUUGGUUGGAAAGGGUGGCAAACCAGGCCUCAACCUUGGCCGACGCGCCUGGCUUUGUGUUUGGCUGCAGAUCAUGGCGUCGUGGACGGGCAUUACGGCCGUCACUGCCUACUCUCCCACCCUCCUCGCUCAGGCGGGCUACAGCGACAUCAAACAAAAUGGCCUUGCUGGAGGAAUCAAUACAAUUGGAAUCAUCGGUACUAUCAUCAGUGCUCAGAUCAUUGACCGCCUGGGUCGACGUGUUUGCCUAAUGGGUGGAGCUGCCGUGUUAUUUGCGGUCAACUUGAUUGCUGGAGCCGUUUAUGAAGGCUCUCUGAAACAUCCCGAAAACGCAGCUCAGUAUGCGCCUGGUGCAGUGCUGAUGCUGUUUUUGUUUAACUUGGGAUAUGCUGCCACCUGGGGCACUGUCGCCUUCCUGGUCCCCACGGAGAUCUUCCCGAGUGAUCUCCGAGCCCAGGGUAAUGGGUUCGGAAUCACUGGGUGGGCCAUUGGUGUGGGUAUGACCACUCUAGUGAACCCUAUCAUGUUCAAUGUCAUGACCAGCCGUACAUAUUUCUUAUUUGCUGGACUGAACCUGAUUUGGAUCCCCAUUGUCUAUCUCUGUAAGGCUCUCUCACCUCACUCUUCACCACACAAGCUAAUCCAAGGCUCAAUAGUUUACCCCGAGACCCGCAACCGUUCCCUCGAGUCCAUCGAUGCCCUCUUCUCCGUUUCCAGUCCCUUCUUCUGGAAGAUGGAACAAGCCUACAAGGAACACGGUGAUGUUCUCGCCGAACACGGUGUUGACGCGGACCAGGCUCUCCGUGAGGUCAAGAGCAGCGCCUCUGCCGAGGUCACCACCGUUUAG